Molecule: messenger RNA, 2808 nt
Organism: Zophobas morio
Lineage: Eukaryota; Metazoa; Arthropoda; Insecta; Coleoptera; Tenebrionidae
Exons: 16
Coding region: 58-2748 (896 amino acids)
Biological process (GO): proteolysis
Molecular function (GO): serine-type endopeptidase activity
Source: RefSeq, a predicted model, not a curated record
UUGAAAAUAUCCUCGUGUUAUGUCAACAAUUUUUUCGAUAGUGCGUUGAAAUUAAAUAUGUAUAAACUUAUAGAUCAAAUAAAGUACGAAACGACGAUGACGAGUACCCUCCACUUUACACUGAAAGUUAUAAUUUGGCAUAUUUUGAUAAAUUGUUGUACCUGUAGCAACUCAAGUUGUAGUCUUCCACAACACCCAGAAUUCGGUCGAUGGACAAUCUACGACGCUUCCUCCGAGUUGUCGAUUGGGAAGUCAGUACCGGAACGAACAAUCUUAGAAAUACGUUGCAACAAGAAUUAUAGACUAGACGGUGAUGAUUCCACUACUUGUUUCCGAGGGACGUGGAAACCCCAAAUUGGACAAUGUUUACGGACGUGCCCCACCAUAAACAGCACUUUGGCAAUGACAGUAACUUGCACCCAUAACCACCAAACACUGGAAUCUUGUGCUAAUGUUUUUGAUAGCACAACUGCGUACUUUCAUUGUGCUCGCUAUUUCGAGUUCCAGACUCCGGGGGAAGUACCGUCUCGACUGUGCUCCAACGGGAACUGGGUUGGGAGUUUACCUACCUGCGUACCCAUAUGCGGCCAACCGUCGCCUGUAGUAGAUCCUACACUAAUUACGGGAGGGACGAGAGCAGAAAGGGGUAAAUAUCCAUGGCAGAUCGCUUUAUACAACGCCAAGAGCAAAAUUUUGCUUUGUGGUGGGACGCUGCUGAAUCAAAGAGUCGUGUCAACAGCGGCACACUGCAUAACAGAUAAUGGGGGACACCUAGAACCAAAAGAGAACUAUAUAGUGGCAGCUGGAAAGUACUUUCGACAGUACGAUCAUCCUGACGAUGCAGCAGUGGCGCAGUUUUCUCCCAUACUUGAAAUGUUCAUUCCGUUUCAUUACAAAGGCCACGCUCGAAAUUUUGCCGGGGACAUUGCUCUUAUAGUCACGACAAAAAUCUUCGACUUGACCAUCAACGUUCGACCCAUAUGUGUGAUAUGGGACACCACACGCUGUAAAGCGCUUUUAGACCCCACGAAAACAAAAAGUGCCUAUGUCAGCGGUUGGGGUUAUACUCGCGAGUUCACAGACCCUUCCGAUGUUCUUAAAGAAUUAGAACUUCCACUCAUCAGCGACGAAAAGUGCAUCGAGGAACUACCCGAAGACGAUAUAGAAUAUGUGACUGACGAUAAGUUUUGUGCUGGCUUUUUAAACUCUAACACUUCGGUGUGUAAAGGCGAUAGUGGUGGAGGUUUGGUGGUGAAACUCGACAGACGGUACUACAUUAUUGGAAUUGUGAGUCUUUCACCUCGAGGGGGGACACAACAUGGUGGCUGUAACAGCCAACUAUACACUCUUUAUACUAAAUUUUCCACGUACGUUGAAGACUUUGUCAGGAAAAAAGAAGCCCAAUUUAGACCUCGUUUUGAUUGUCAAGUUAUUUCUGACUGUAACAACGUUAGUAACGUUACACUGACCACAGAAUCUCCAGUAGUUACAACAACGACUACAAAAACGCCCAAAGGACGCUGCAUUUUACCGAAUCAUCCAGAAUUUGGUGAGUGGAACAUUACCGAAUCGAAAGGACUUGAACCUGGAAUGUCAGUGAAACGAGGAAUUCGUCUAAGGGUAAAAUGCCAUAAACAUUUCAAAUACGCUGGACGACGAAAAAUAUAUUGCAAAAAGGGCAAAUGGACAUCGGUGAUUGGACAAUGUUUAAAAGUAUGUCCACCUAUACUUAGCACACCAAUUAUGCAAGUCACCUGUUCCUAUAAAGGCAAAGAAAUCGAAAAUUGUACUCGAGCUGUGGAAGGCACCACUGCCAAGUUUCAGUGUGGCGACCUUUACGAAGACGUGCAGUUGAAAACUAGAUCCGUUAACAUCUGCACUGGUGGGGUAUGGAGUCAGCCAAAUCCUCAGUGUGUACCAGCAUGCGGUCGAAAGCCAACUAAUUUUUCUUCCACGAAGAGAAAUGUUUACCCAUGGCACGUGUCUAUAUAUAACGUACAAAAAGAACCUGCUUGUAGUGGAUCUCUCCUAAGCCAAAAACUUAUACUCACAAUUGGAGAUUGCGUCACUGAUCUCACAGGAAACUUGAUACCUAAGGAAUUUUACACCGUAGCUGUUGGAAAAAAUUACAAGGAAUUCGACGACUUCAGAGACACUGAGGCUCAAUUGUCGCAAGUGGAUGAAAUAUUCAUACCUACAGUAUACGACCGUGACGGUGGAUUUGCUAACAUUGCUCUUUUAGUUGCAAAAAAAGCGUUCGUUUUGUCGCUGAUAGUCCAGCCGGUGUGCUUAGACCUAAGCCAGAGUUACAAACCUUCAGAGAAUCAAUCCCUUUACAUCAGCAGUUGGGAUGUCCAGGACCACAACUCCACCAACGGUUCUAAAGAACUUGUGACUCGGUUUUUUUCGCGUUCGAAGUGUCGUUCUAGUGACUCUACAUAUUUGCGUUACUUUUUAAAAUCAGACCAGCUGUGUGUGCCUUGUCCAAACGAUGUCAAUUUGAGGGAGCACGAAAUAGAUAACAAGAAAUAUUUUGGCGUAUCAACCAAGUGCAUCUACGAGAAAGGUAGUGGCGUUUUGGUUGAACACGACGACAAGUACUACGUCACUGGUGUUGCUACUUCUGAUGUGGCAAGCCCUGAUUUGCUAGCCCGGUGUGGUAACGCUGAUCUUAUUCUUUACACGGAUAUUUCGGAUUAUAUAAGUACUUUUAUUUUAACAAAAUUUCAAAAAUUAGCAAUCAAUUAACAAGCUUUUAUGUACAUAUUUAUAUUUUAGGGUUUUUUGUUAAAAUCAUUAAAUGGGCUU